Ruditapes philippinarum (Manila clam) is the source of this 554-nucleotide messenger RNA. Its product is annotated as divergent protein kinase domain 1C-like. The transcript is spliced from 2 exons. The coding region runs from base 63 to 533 and encodes 156 amino acids. The record is from RefSeq and is a predicted model, not a curated record. NCBI's taxonomy places the organism in Eukaryota, Metazoa, Mollusca, Bivalvia, Venerida, Veneridae.
UAAAAGGAUGGACACAUUCUUGGCGGGAAAGAGCAACAAUAGCUUUAAAAUUGAUAGAUCUCAUGAAAGAACUAGAUGAUUUAAGUGAAAAAUUGCAUCUCUGUGAUAUAAAACCAGACAAUUUUGGUCUAAGGGACAAUGGGGAGGUAACUCUGAUAGAUACAGACUGUGCCUUGUUUGAGGAGAAUCUGCUCAUGCAGUUUAAUCACACCAAUUGUACAAGCCAUGAUGACUGCGACUUCUUCGAUUGUAGAGGGUUCUGUGACACUAAAACUAAUAAAUGUUUACAAGAAAGGACAAAUAAUAAUAUGCAGGCAGUUUGUGAGGAUGUAUUUGUGGGGUACUUUCCUAAGAUGCCAACAGGUUUACUCAGAGAUCCACCGGGUUCUAUCAAGGUUGAACUCUUCAAACUCCUACAAGAAUGCUCAAGCCCCGAAGUGGAGACAGAUCGCCAAGGUGUCCGCCAACGUGUACAACCUCAUACAAUAAAAAAUCUGCAAGAGUUACUUCAUAAAAGUAUUGGGGAGCAAUAACGUCUCAUCUUAAAAACAUUA